AUGGCGGAAAACGAGCAGGGAAUCCAUUCUAACGGCACGAUUCAUUUCGAGACGUCCGACGCCAUUCCAACACUCGAAGGAAAAGGCGUGCUCGUCACGGGCGGGGCGACAGGAGUGGGGGCAGCGGUCGUGACAGCGCUGGCCACUGCAGGCGCGUACGUUACCAUCGCUGAUAGCGUUGCAAACGAAGGCCAGCGCUUGAUGCUAGAUCUGGUCAAUCAGAACAAACACGUUCAAUACCUCCACACCCCCCUUUCCUCCUUCCGCUCGCAAACGGAAACCUUCGCCCACGCCUCCGCUUUCUCCCCAACCGGCGCCCUCUCCCUCGUGAUCAUCAACACCCUUUCUUCCGCCUUGUCUCCCUCCUUUGCGCCUACCGACUCUCUGUUCGACUGGCUCGCCAACCCCCCUUCCGUCCCGGGCUUCCCGCCUACCUUGGGCCCUCCACCAACCGCGCCGGUCGACCUCAGCGUCACCGCCGUCUUGUACUCCGUACACCUGGCCUUCCAUCAUUUCAAGGCCGCUGCUUCUACUCCCGCUGCUGCUGGCGUGAAAGCAGCGGGCGAUGGAGGUGGAGGUGAUUGUUCGACGCACGUGAAUGUGGAGAGAAAUCUCCUCUUCUUGGCGCCGCGGGCGUACGUUGAGCAGGAUGGGCUGAGGCCAGGUGCGCUGGCAUCCGGCGCGGCGGCGGCGGGGCUACGAGCUGUAUUCAAGGAUUUGAGGGAUGCGGUGAAAAGGGGCGUGCCGGGCUUGGAGGGGUCUGAUGUGAGGGUCAAUUUGGUCGCGGUAGGGGAGGUGUCGAAGAGUGAUGGCAUGAACAAAAGCGGAAUCAGCGCCGGGAAGCAGGUCAAGGCUGAUGGAGUGCUGUUGGAAGAGGAUGAGGGGGAGAAGCACGAAGUGUAUGUGGAUGCGGUUAUGCGGGUGGUGCGUGAUGGUAGCUUGCAUGGUUGUGCUCUAGCUGUCUCGGAUGAUGGUGUGCAGGGUGUAAAAGUUUGA
This is a messenger RNA of Lasiodiplodia theobromae, 996 nucleotides long. RefSeq lists its product as uncharacterized. The record is from RefSeq and is a predicted model, not a curated record. NCBI's taxonomy places the organism in Eukaryota, Fungi, Ascomycota, Dothideomycetes, Botryosphaeriales, Botryosphaeriaceae. Bases 1 to 996 code for a protein of 331 amino acids. The transcript has 4 exons.